CCGUCGCGGUUCGUUGUGCUUUUCCCAUCUAGUGUGCCGUGUUUGUGGUCCCCCCCUCCGUGUGAAGCAAACUCUCCAUUUGCCAAUGUUGAGCGCCGAAGAAAUGAUUGUGAAAAACGCGUCUCAUUCGAGCCAUCGUCGGGUUUAGUGUAAGAGUAACUAAAAGUGUUGCUAAUUGCAAAAACGCAAGAAAAAAUUAGCGCACGUAAAAGGUGUCCUCGAAGCCCCAGCAGCGGCAGCCUUAGCACAACUGUGCUAUAAUUUGAUUGGGUCCGUUCACUGGUGUGUGCGAGUGGUGUUGUACGGUGGAUACAAAAAGGUUCUUCGCCACUCUAAAGGCAGAAAUAUUGGAUAAAUGUUUGAAUUGAAAAAUCUUCCCUCGCGAAGAAAAGUGAAUGUGUCGAUGCAAAAAGCGUGUACCGUCUAAAGGCGAGCGUUUUGGUCCAGCAAACCAAGCGGUGGUGCCACACUAAGGUUAUGCGAAGCUCGCCUUUCGGGCAGCCAUUUUGAGCCGCAGAUCAGUGUUUGUGGGUAGAGCUACUAGCAGCGCACAGGCAGCAAGAGGAGGUGUGCGUGAUUUGCAUUGAAUCGACUUGUCCGGGAAUACUCCACGUCAGCGCUAAAACAUAAGAAAAAACGUCAAAGCUCGUGAGAAAAGAAGCAGAUCGUCCGACGGAAUCGAUUAUCGAUCGCGAUCGUUCAAACAAUCGCAUCCACCGGAUUUAGCUAAGUGUAUUGGAACACGUGCCCAGGAAGCAGGUUUCUGUGUUUUUUGCUCCGUUUGAACCGCAUAACCCUAUUAGCCAAAACAAAACUUCAAGCCAGUGUUUGUCAUAACACGCGUGUGUGCGCCUCGCGAAGCGUACCUUAUCUCACUUAACGGCCAUCCGUACCGAAAGGGAAAAGGGUGUAGCCCUCCAAAAGGCACAAAAGUAAAAGUUCUACCCCGCGGGAGUAGGGUUGCAAAAUGUUGAGUGAUGCGGUUAAAAACAUCUCUGGCCGUGGCUAGUGGUGGUGGUGGUGUUGGGUGAGAAAAGUGCUACGAAGAGCUAGAGUGAUAAACGAGAAAGGUGGAAAGUACAGGAGGUGGGCCAUUAACAGCCCGAAACAAUUGUUGUUUUUCCACGGAAAACGGGAUUACCGCGAUCGAAGGCAACGUCAGAAUGGAGCAUUCGGGUGAAACGCGAGCUACCUCGAGCCAGGCUCGCAUCGACGACUAUCAGAAGAUGAGCACUUCGCUGCAAAACCUGGCCACCGAUCAACCGGAUCAUCAUCUCAGGAAAAGUAUGAUGUCCAUACAAGAGGAGCUGGAUCAGCUGGGACUGAACAACAAUGAGCCGCAGAAGCAGCCACAGCUGCACCAGCAGCAACCGGCCCCGCCGUACCAUCCGCAGCUGAUCUACGCCGGCGAGUACCCGGCCGGAGCGAACACGGACAGCAGUCCGGAUCUGAUGCACCAUCAGCUGCACCAUCACCACCAUCACCAUCACGUGGCGGCCACGAUGACGAACGGGUGGCCCCGGCUUCCGGUGGUGACGGGUGCGGCCGGCGAGCCUGUGGUUGGUGUCGGCGUCGGCAUCGGUGUGGGACUGCCGGGGGGCAAACCGGCGGCGGCCACCAGCUGGAUGGACGGGCUGUUCGGGUGCAUGCGACCGGUGCUGUCGCUGAUCGGCAAGGGCCACAUCAUGGAGAUGAAGAGCAAACAGACUGAGGACUGGGAGAUCCCGUACGAGACGAUCACCGACAUGGUGUGGCUCGGCAGUGGCGCCCAGGGUGCGGUGUUUCGGGGCAAGUGGCGCCACGAGCUGGUCGCCGUCAAGAAGGUGCGCGAGGUCAAAGAGACGGACAUCAAGCACCUGCGCAAGCUGGACCACGAGAACAUCGUCAAGUUCAAAGGGGUGUGCACACAGGCGCCGGCGUUCUGCAUCAUCAUGGAGUACUGUGCGCACGGGCCGCUGCAUAAGAAGCUGCAGGACAGCGGUGGCAUCAUAUCGCCCCAGCAGCUCGUCUCCUGGUCGCAGCAGAUCGCCCACGGGAUGCAGUACCUUCACUCGCACAAGAUCAUCCAUCGUGACCUGAAGAGCCCGAACAUCCUGAUCGGCGAGAACGACGUGAUAAAGAUCAGCGACUUUGGCACGUCGCGCGAGUGGAACGAAAUCAGCACGAAGAUGAGCUUCGCCGGCACGGUGGCGUGGAUGGCCCCGGAGGUGAUCCGCAACGAGCCGUGCAACGAGAAGGUGGACAUCUGGUCGUACGGCGUCGUCCUGUGGGAGCUGCUGACCGGCGAGGUACCUUACAAGAACGUCGACUCGUCGCAGAUCAUCUUCGGGGUGGGCAACAACUCGCUGUACCUGCCGAUACCGACCUCCUGCCCGGAUGGGUUCAAGAAGUUGAUCAAGCAGUGCUGGAACGUGAAACCGCGCAACAGGCCAUCGUUCACGAUCCUGCUGAAGCACCUGGACAGUGCCGGGUGGGAGCUGCUCGAGGCGUGGGAGAAGGAACAGUGCGCCGGGUAUUACGAGACGCAGAAGUCGUGGCGCGAGGAGAUCCGCAGCCACAUGACGAAGCUGACGAGCAACGGGAUGAACAUACAGAAGUACGAGCAGGACCUGAUCCAGAAGCGCAAGGACGAGUGGAAGCACGCGCAGGAUAUUCGCAUGACGUACGAGCGGAAGUUGGAGCGUACGAACGAGCUGUACUUGCAACUGACCGCGUACUAUCUGCAGUUGGAGCAGAAAGAGCAGGAAAUUGCUGAACGAGAGAAACAUCUCCCAUAUAAACCGCAACGAAAGUGUGGCAUCCUCAAGCGCACCGGUGACAAAUCGAACCGUAAGCGACCGUUCAGUUUCCCUUCCAUGGCAGCGGCCCUUCCCGGUGGUUGUGGCGAGUCGACGACACCUAGUCCAACGGCUUCUGGCUACACCGGCGUAACCGUAUCUCCACCAAGGGCAACCCUGUACGCUCAAGUAAACCCAUCCGGCCCGCACGGUGCAAGGUCGGUUGUGGUGGCUCCACCACCCCCCUACAACACGCUUGCCCAUAUGGCGGCCGCCACUAACACCACCACCACAGCAACGGCGGCCACGGUAACGCUGCAACAGCAGCAGCAUCAGCAGCAAUCGACGCCCCUUGCCCCAACGCCAAACUCUUCCGGACGGACGAAAAAGCUACGCCACCGGCGCGUCGGUUCCGGCACCUUCAACUCCCAAAGCCCCAAGUCGAGCCCGAGCCGAGACCGGCGGGUGCAGAGCGAACCGGAGACGCGCCACGUCAAGCUGGUCGACAUGGAAACGCAGACGGAAGCGAUGGAGGUAAGCGAAACGGAUGCGAGUCCGAGCCCGAACGUCGCUACGAAGCGCAUGUCGACGAGUUUGCGCGAGGAAGAGCAGGAGGGAGAAAGUCGGCUCCGGGAAGAGGUGGAAGAUGAGAAGAAAUCAGCAAAUGAUGCGGAUGGGGCGUCGCGGCCAGCAGUCAGUAGUGUGUACAGAUGUAGCAGCAAGCCGCAGUCGGAGGACGAUGGUGAAGUGCCUGAGGACGAGGAGAACGGAAAUUCCAUCUCGAUCUCGACGAUGACAAAUAGUCGAAGCAGCGACAUGAUGACGACGAGCGGCGGAGGUACGGAGCAGAAUUACCGGUAUGGAGGUGUAUUGCGGCGGCAGCAAAGUACCCAACAGCAGCAGCAGCAAAGGCAUGGAAACCUCCAGGAGGAGGAAGCGGACGGAGAUGUGGAGGAGUACGACGAUGAGCGGGAAGGCUCGAGUCCGGAUCCGAUCAUGGACGCGAUGAACAGCAACGAUGAGCGGCUCGAUCGGGCGUGCAGUGACGACGAUAAGAUCGACACGCUCGAUCGGAAGGUGAACCUCAUCUCGGAGAAGCUGCAGCAAAGUGCGGCCGCUUACGGCAACCUGUUGAACGACAACAAUGUCAUCGUGUACCGCUGCCAACCGAAGCUGAGCCAACAACCGCAGCAGUCGCCGGGAUCGGCACGUCGAACCGGCGGGGGCGUUGAGAGUCCUCUCGGAUCCACGAUACUGCUCAAACAUCCGGGUGCCGCUAGCAACAUCAACGUUGGCGGUGGUGGCGUUGGUGUGUACCUCUACAGUGGACCAUUGUCAGCCGGACUUUCCGCCAAUGGGGAUGGACCGAGAACGGCCGGCAAACAGCAACCACAGCAGCAGCAGCAGCAGCAGCAGCAGCAGCAACCCGCCAGCGGAGACGUAGAGCUUCGGUUGGCGGAACAUGCCGCCGGCAAUAAUGGUCAUCCUCUGCAUCACCUGCACCACCAGCACCUGCAGGGUCGGCUGCGGGAAGACGAACGCCAGACGGACAGCUGGACCGACGAGGAGGGUGAGGAACCGGUCGAGAAGCAGUACAACAAUAGUUACGCACUUCGCCGUAAAAGUGUUGGACGUCUUCCAAUCAAACGUGGUCGCCGCGGAAAACACUCCGGCCCGAUGGCAGCUCAAGCACUCGACCACCUGCCGAAGGUGCACCGCAAGAUCCCCUCGAACGUGACGGUGACCGACGAGGAGAACACGUCCGAGUACAGCCACGCCCCGUCCAGCCAACGGUCGACGCUCGAGUCCAACCCGGACCUGCCGUCGAUGGUGAUGAAGGUGGGCGGACGGCGUGGUGCCGUCCAGCAGCCGAUGCAAAGGAGCACCACCUCGGCGAAGGACACCGACGACGAUGACGACGACGGUGACAUUGAUGAGCACGACGAUGGAAACGUCGCCGACAGUGACCUCGAGCAGGACUCCAGCGAUAGCAGCUCGGACGAUGAACGCCGCCAGCGUCAUACGAUCGCAUCCCCGGCGCAUCCCGUAGCCGAUGUCGUCAAUGGAAAUCGGGUAUAAAUGGGUGUAGCAAAUAGAAAACAGAGAGAGAGAGACAGAGAGAGAAAGAGAGAAAGUCGAUGCCAUUUAGUGUUGAGAUUAUGAAUUGAUGCUCUAGCCCCUAGGGAGAAGGUUAAGUGCAAUGCAUUCCUUUCUUCACGUUCAGGAUUAUUUGUACAUUGUCCCUUAUCUAGAUACGUUUAUACUUCGUCCUUUGUUUGUAGUGUGUAACAUAUUGCAAUUCUUUCCAUCUUCCAUUGGGUUUUCCUCGUUAGCCUCUUUUGUUGCAUAUAUUUAUCCAGCUUAUCUUUUGCGUGUGUAAAAUUAUUUUCUUUCUUACACUAUUUGUACAUUCGUUACCGGUUAGUUCCGUCCUUCAUCUCGUUCACUUCCGGCAACCCUUUAAGAGCCCCCCUUGGUUAGCCUUUAAGUAUGCAUGUGUACACUGACCCGACUGCAAAGAAAGGUGCAAGCUCAGGGCGAAAGGAUAUUACAUUAGGGUUACGAUUGUUUAUGUAUCUGUAUGUGUGUGUGUGUCUGUGUGUGCCGCCCGUGUGUGGGCAUAAUUGUGAAUGCAGAGAGACUGAAACGAACGAUAGCUGAUGCGCGGGGGUACGUGAAACAUUGUAGGUCUAGGAUAAGCGAUAAGGCAAGCAACUGCUAAUAACUGCAUUGGUAAAUAAUAGUCCGUAGCGUCGUACACGAAACGAGAAGAAAAUCGUGCGCGCACGCGCGUACAAAUCCUGGUGGCCUAUUUAAUGGACGGAAAAUCUGUCAAACUUAGUGGUAAGGAACUGAAGUGUAAGCUACGGGAAUGUAGGCUCGAAGACAAGCGGCAGUUUAGGGGAAAACCCUCAAUCGUCGAAAGAUUAGGGUCUCAGGGGAAGUGAUGGUGGUAAUUAGGUUAUAAAGUACCUUUUUUCGUUUGUGUUUUUCGAUGCGGAUGCUCUAUAAUGGUUGCACCAAUUAUGCGUA
Molecule: messenger RNA, 5810 nt
Organism: Anopheles coustani
Lineage: Eukaryota; Metazoa; Arthropoda; Insecta; Diptera; Culicidae
Gene: wnd
Product: mitogen-activated protein kinase kinase kinase 13-A
Exons: 7
Coding region: 1164-4856 (1230 amino acids)
Biological process (GO): protein phosphorylation
Molecular function (GO): JUN kinase kinase kinase activity; ATP binding
Source: RefSeq, a predicted model, not a curated record